Messenger RNA from Triticum dicoccoides, 1667 nucleotides. RefSeq lists its product as uncharacterized. The transcript has 5 exons. The record is from RefSeq and is a predicted model, not a curated record. Lineage: Eukaryota; Viridiplantae; Streptophyta; Magnoliopsida; Poales; Poaceae. Bases 130 to 1236 code for a protein of 368 amino acids.
UCCGCUGUCACUCCCAUCACUCUCAGAGAGUUGAAGCGGAGCCGCCGGCGACAUCACCCGGCUCCCGCUACGCCGUCCGCCCGCGAUUGGAGCGGUGGAGAGAGAGAGAGAGAGAGGGGAUGGAUCCAGAUGAUGCUGAGAUUCCCCAAGGCCAAGGGGUCGAUCCCAUUACCCGCUCGCUGCAUGUGGACGGCAGGAGGCUGCGGCGUUCCGUGCCUCCGGCCGGCUCCGUGUCCCAGGUGCUCGAUGACGACAACCUCCUCAUCAAUGUCCUCCUCCGCCUCCCUCCGAAGCCAUCUUCACUCCCCCGCGCACCUGCCAUAUGCAAGCGCUGGGGCAGCAAGCAUCCUCUCCGACCCAGCGUUUCUCAAACUCUUCCGCAAGCACCACCGGAAACCUCCUUUGCUCGGCUUCUUCGAAGGGUAUGUUGACCGCUUCGUUCCCAUCAUGGAAUCGCCUGACUGUAUCACUGCUGCUAGCUUCUCCCUGCCCAAGAGCAGCAUGCCCUACAACGACCGUCGAGAAUACAUGGGCUGCCGCCACGGCCUUGCUGUUCUAGUCAGCAAGCAGGAGCGCAAGACCGUCGUGUGGGACCCCCUCACCGGCGAACAGCACAGCGUGGCUUUUCCACCGUGGGUGGACGACAACUUUAUGCGGUCUUUCUAUAACUGGCAUGGUACGGUGUUGUGCGCUGAUACCGAAGAUGGGCGUGUUCACGGAGAUUGCUUCUCAAGCCCGUUUAAAGUGGUUUUGGUCUAUACCGGCAUUGGUGCACAUGCAUUUUGUUCUGUCUAUGACUCGGCGUCUAGUGUUUGGGGAGAUGUUUCCAUGAUCGCGAUAAGAAAUGAAAUUUCUGUGUUUAGGCCCAGCAUCCUAGUCCGGAAUGCAGUUUGCUGGUUGAUUUCUGGAGGUGAUAUCCUUGUGUUCGAUUUUGAAAUUCAGAGCCUUGAUGUGAUCGAGAAGCCGGCAGACUAUCAUAUUGAAGACAGGUGUUUUCAGCUCUUACGGAUGGAGGAUGGUGGAGUUGGCCUCGCUGUUUUGUCAGGAAGGAUUGUCCAAUUAUGGGAGAGAAAAUUUGACUCUGAUGGUGUUGUUGGAUGGGUGUUGCUGCAGAAAGCUAUUCCACUGAAGGGAAUGCUUCCAAGGGGAACACAUUAUGUACUUUUCGCGGGGUAUGAUGAGGACAAAUGUGAUUGUUCUCACUACGAUGAUUGGCAACUUCACGAUCCAACUUGACUCAAUGCAGAUCAAACAUAUUGUUAAAAGAAAUAACAUGUAUACAAACACCUUUUAUCCCUACACGAAUUUCUAUACUGCAGGCAAGGGAGUUGGGAGGAAAGGGGCGAAUCUGGUACUUUGAACACACUAGAUCUGCCAACGUGCUAUCUUGGUCAAACAACUUACGUAUCCAGAGUUAAACUUGGGUUGUUGAGAUGCGGACAUGGCUAGUCGGUGUAGGGAAGUUGUUCUAUUUUGUAUGGUGCGGUGGAUGCUCAAAGUGUCCCACUAUGUAGUCUUCAGGUUCUUCCAUGCUGACGGUCAUCAAGUAGAAACAAUUUGUCAUCAAAGUCAUUUCUUCAGGUUAGAGUGUUAAACUGGGGCUUAGUGCCCAAAAUUGGAAGGAAGUGUCAAGAAACUGUGAUCAUUAAUCAAGUGUUUAUCAAAAA